Messenger RNA from Zingiber officinale, 426 nucleotides. Its product is annotated as glucan endo-1,3-beta-glucosidase 7-like. The transcript is spliced from 3 exons. The record is from RefSeq and is a predicted model, not a curated record. Bases 1 to 426 code for a protein of 141 amino acids. NCBI's taxonomy places the organism in Eukaryota, Viridiplantae, Streptophyta, Magnoliopsida, Zingiberales, Zingiberaceae.
AUGGCAGACACAAUGAGGAAGAAAACAAGUCUACUUCUUUUAUCUUUCUUCCUCCUCCAAUGCCUAACAAAUACGUCCUCCAUCUCCAACUCCGUGUAUAACCACACACCCUCUGGCUCGGUGACAUUAGCGGUGACGAUCUCGUCAGGAAGAGGACCGUGGUGCUUGCCUUUGCAGGGACUAACGUCGGAGGAGCUCCAGGCGAACAUCCAGGAGGCAUGCAGGAGACCCGGCAGAGCGGAUUGCAGUCCGAUACAGAAAGGCGGCCCGUGCUACUUGCCGGACACCCUCUUCGGGCACGCAUCCUAUGCCAUGAACGCCUACUAUUAUGCCAACGGCAAAAAGGAAAACAACUGCUACUUCAACGCUACCGCCACCUUCAUCUGGAAGGACCCCAGUUAUGAAAACUGCGUAUAUCCUUCAUAA